Messenger RNA from Paramormyrops kingsleyae, 1134 nucleotides. RefSeq names its product inhibitor of DNA binding 2a (gene id2a). Gene Ontology annotation, cellular component: cytoplasm; nucleus. Gene Ontology annotation, biological process: negative regulation of transcription by RNA polymerase II; circadian regulation of gene expression; cell differentiation. Gene Ontology annotation, molecular function: protein dimerization activity; transcription regulator activity. The record is from RefSeq and is a predicted model, not a curated record. NCBI's taxonomy places the organism in Eukaryota, Metazoa, Chordata, Actinopteri, Osteoglossiformes, Mormyridae.
UAUAAACGGCAAUGACAGCUUGCAAAAUCAGUCCGUUUACUUGCCAGCCGACAGUACGAAUAGGACCAGCGCACAACCGUGAGUGCAACUCGAAACGCCAACGAAGUCACCCGAAGUGUCAAAAAUGAAAGCAAUAAGCCCAGUGAGAUCUUUCAGGAAAAACGGCGCCAACUUGUCAGAACACAGCCUCGGAAUCUCCCGGAGCAAGACCCCCGUGGAUGAUCCGUUAAGUCUGCUCUACAACAUGAACGAUUGCUACUCCAAGCUGAAGGAGCUGGUGCCCAGCAUCCCCCAGAACAAGAGCGUUAGCAAGAUGGAAAUCCUGCAGCAUGUCAUCGAUUACAUCCUGGACCUGCAGAUCGCGCUUGACUCGAAUUCCGCUAUAACUAGCCUCCACCACCAGCGGCCGGGCCAGGCGACAUCCAGGACUCCCUUGACAACCCUCAACACAGACAUCAGCAUCCUUUCAUUACAGUCUGCUGAAUUUCCAAAAGAAAUCACCACAGAUGACAGCAAGACGCUCUAUCGUUAAACUGGUGUUUGGUUAAGACACAAAAAACGCAGGACCUGGGAGCUGACUUUUCCUCUCCUCUUAUUUUUGUUCUCAGUUUGGAUUUCUUCUUUAAUUGAACCAAGAGACUUUAAAAGGACAAUCUAUAUGUUAAGAGUUUGGACAGUUACAGUUAUUUAUCUUCUAGACAUGGUUUGUCCUUUCUUCAGAUGGAAGGAUCGGUAUAUUCCCCACCGUGGGAGCAAAAAAGGAAGAAGAGAAAAAAAAAAUAAAGAAGACUAUUGUCAAGACGUCCCUUUCCCCAUGAGAAAUCUUUGCUUUUUUGCGAAGGUGGAGCGCGCAUAGAAGACUUGGUUAGUUAUUGUAUAAAGUUUAGUCUGUCUUGUCAGAAUUGUUAUUUUUUGGCACAUAAAGGACUGGACGUGGUUUAAAAAAAUGAAACGAGCGAGCGAAACCUUGUAAACUCUACAAUCGGAGUUUUAACUUGUAUAGUUGCAGAGAUUGCAAAUUUCUGCAUAACAUGUAAUGCUGUACUUAAUUAUGCUGAAACUUUUUAUAAAAGUAAUAUUGUAAAUUGUACCUUUUUAUACAAAAAAAUAAAUCAAAUGCUUUAUUUGAACGUC